Molecule: messenger RNA, 3825 nt
Organism: Branchiostoma belcheri (Belcher's lancelet)
Lineage: Eukaryota; Metazoa; Chordata; Leptocardii; Amphioxiformes; Branchiostomatidae
Product: MAP kinase-interacting serine/threonine-protein kinase 1-like
Exons: 14
Coding region: 351-1850 (499 amino acids)
Biological process (GO): peptidyl-serine phosphorylation; intracellular signal transduction; protein autophosphorylation
Cellular component (GO): cytoplasm; nucleus
Molecular function (GO): calcium-dependent protein serine/threonine kinase activity; ATP binding; calmodulin binding
Source: RefSeq, a predicted model, not a curated record
ACCGUUAUCGGUGUGGGUCAGUGAUGACGUCAGAACGGUGGGCUGUGCCAGGUUUAUUUAUAAACUCAGUGACCAACUCGUGAUUUGGCCACGUAUGUGUGUACGGUAUUAUGAAGUGCGCACCGCCCGAGCUAGCUAGCUAGUACCAGUGGUAGUGGUCAGUGGUAGUGGUCAGCCACAUUUGGACAGUGUGUUUGGGUAACUUCUAGUUUUGGUGGCAGCCUUUUUAGUUAAAGGCUCACAGUCACCAACUUUUGGAGUUGCUGUUUGGACAGCAAUUUAAGGUUGCUCCUUGCAACAGUCAAAGUUUGAUUGACAACGUUUGGAAACGUGUAAUACUGACCAACGCGAUGUUGGCUUUUGAGUUUCCGUGUGGACAAGUCGAACUUGGAGGGGUCUCAGGGAUCACCUCCAAGCUUGCUGAGCUGAAAACCUUCCAUGAAAAUUUUAAGCUGAACACAUCCUCAGCAAUGCCGGAGUGUAUCGAUGAGAAGAGACCAGCAAGACCAACAACGCUGGACACGGGCCACAAUCUCAGGAAAGAAACUACUGCCACCCAGCCCAUGAUGAUCCAAGGGAAGGACACCUCUACAGCCAAGCGCCAAAGAAGAAACAAGAAGAAACGCACAAGGGCAUCCGACAGCUUCAGUGGCAGAUUCAAAGAUAUGUACCAUCUGAAGGACGACAUCUUGGGAGAUGGUGCCCACGCCCGUGUCCAAACCUGCCUCCACCUCCUGACUGGGAAAGAGUUCGCUGCUAAGAUCAUAGAGAAAAGACCAGGCUACACAAGAUCAAGGGUCUUUAAGGAGGUGGAAACCCUGUACCAGUGCCAGGGACACAAGAACAUCAUUGAGCUGAUUGAGUUCUUUGAGGAGGAGGAAAGAUUCAUCCUAGUGUUUGAGAAGCUGAGAGGAGGACAACUGCUGGACCAUAUCCAGAGAAAACAGCACUUUGACGAACGGGAAGCAGCAUACGUCACCAGGGACAUUGCCAGUGCCCUAAACUACCUCCAUUCUAAAGGCAUUGCCCAUCGUGACCUGAAGCCAGAGAACAUCUUAUGUGUGCUGGAAGAGGAAGUCUCGCCUGUCAAGAUCUGUGACUUUGACCUCGGCAGUGGCAUCUCCUACAGUGAUACCCCAGUCACUACCCCUGACCUGUACACACCGGUGGGCUCAGCGGAAUACAUGGCACCUGAAGUGGUGGAAACAUUCAACAACGACGCAGCUUCUGUGUACGACAAGCGCUGUGACAUGUGGAGCCUUGGCGUCAUUGUAUACAUCAUGUUGAGUGGGAGACCUCCGUUCUAUGGCCAGUGUGGCAGUGACUGUGGCUGGGAGAGGGGAGAGGCCUGUAUGGCUUGUCAGAACAUGUUGUUUGAGCGGAUAGGACAGGGUCACUACGAGUUUCCUGACCCGGAGUGGAACCACAUCUCUGACCAGGCUAAGGACCUCAUCUCUCACCUGCUGGUGAAGGAAGCCAAGUCUCGCUACAGCGCCUCACAGGUGCUCAACCAUCCAUGGGUCGUAGGAGACGCACCCAAGCUUCCACUGCCCACUCCUGUACUCCUGAAGAGGAACUCCAGUGCUCGUGACCUGACACAGUUUGCUGCCGAGGCAGUGGCCUUCAACCGCAUGAUGUCACUCUCAUUCCACCAGGAGACAGCGGAGGAGGUGUCACCGGGCACCAGCACAGGCACUGUCGUCUGCAGGCUGUCACCCCCCGGGGAGUCCGCCCUGGCUCAGAGACGGAAACAGUCACAAACACGGAACAGAAGCCAGGACUCCCAGGGGGAGGCAGCAGAGCCAUCAUCAUCAUCACCACCUGACCAAUCAUGCGACAGGAAGACCUGAUGAGACCUCCAACCAUUUUUUCAACAGUUGGGGGUAUUUUAGAUGUGAUUUUUUAAAUUUUAAUACACCAGUGCAAAUGAUGGUUAUCGUAUGUAUGAUGUGAGAACACAGCAAUCAUGUGAAGCUCCCAGAGCUUGAGAUUAUACUUCCAAGGGGCCAAUGAAGACAGAAGUCAACAGCCUGGUACCAGAAGCUUGCUAGGCUUUGGUUCUCGGGUUUUCAGGAAAGAUUUCAUGACAGUAGACUUACAAAAACUGAUGAAAAAAUUUUCUAGUGUGUAUCUGUUAGUAUCACACUCAUAAAAGGGAAAUAAUUUAAUGCAGGGGAGAUAUGCAAUACCUUUCAAUUACAUACAUUCCUGGGCUCUGUCAACCAAAGUCAGGCAACCCCAAUAAGGCUGUGGUUCAGCAAAUGUGAACGGCUCCUGUGUUAGAACUUAUUUUUUAUGCUUCCUGACAAAGUUAUGACAACAAAGGACACAAAAGUUUCCGAUAUGUGUAGGAUAUGUAGUGAUAAUAUCAUUAUGAAAUUUUAUUUUGCAGAACUUAAUGGAAUACAAGACCAUUGGUUUAAAUGAGAUUUUGACUGUUGUUCAGUGAAAGGCUUUAUUCUAUAAUAUGAACUUUAAAGCUUAAUCAGCCAGUCUGUCUGAAAAAGCAUCUGAACGAACAAACAAACAAUUCAUUGCGAAAUAGAAUUAAAUGCCAGUAACCUUUUACCUUGAAGUUAGUUUCCAAUAUGGCUGCUUCCAUUGGACCAAAAUGGCUACUAACUCAAGGUCAAAUUUAUCAGUUAGGAUAAAGCCAAUAUGGAGAAGUGUCAUGACAAUAGAGAUGUGCAAUAAAAAAAACAAAGUCCCCUGAGGCUUAUAAUUCUAGAAAAAAUGUAAUAUUAUGGAAACUUGAGAAAAUCACGUAAUUCCCCCUUGAGACAUGCUUUCUAUAGACAUGGACACAUGAUGCCCACAUUUUUCCUAUCCUUCUAACCAAGACUUCUCAGGACUUUGUAGAAACAUACCGUUAAUUUGUAUUCAUGUUGCUAUGCAAGGACAAGAUGUGACUAUUGUCACAUUUCUGGGAACUUCAUUCGGUGACACUAUCCUCUUCAAAGUGUGACAAGGUGCACAUUCUGUGUCCAGAAUUUUUAGAGUUCAGUGUAAGAAUUAAGAUGCGUUACUCAGAAGAUACUAGAGGCUGGUCCAGUUGUUGGAAUGUCGCAUGAGUUUGUGCCAAGUUGGAUGUCUGAAAAAGUGGCCACAGAUGUGGAGUAUGGUGAAAAUGCAUAAGUCUAGGCAUUCGUGUUCAGGGCCAAAAAGAAAGCCUUUUCCUCUAAGAGUUGUUUAUUUUUUGCCCUGAAUACCCAAGACAAUGGUUUGUACUGAUCAGUACAUAUCAGUACAGUUUGUUGACCAGCCUUCAGGAUCUUUGGAGUUACACAGCCUGCUUUUAACAAGAAGCUAUUAGAUAAAUGACAAGAGUGCUGUUCUUUAUGCAGCAGCGCUCCCUUCCUUCUUGUAUGUGAACUGCAGGUCUAUGGAUCACUAUAAACAUUUCUUAGCACUUGAAUGUUUAGUCUAAUAGUGCCCAUGUAAAUUACAUGAUUAUUGUAUCUACCCCGAUUGCAGCACAUGUGCCAUCAAGAAAUUACGAUUUACAAUUGAAGAUUACUAGUUUUUAGGUAAUGAGGGCAAAUUACUAGUAGCCAAGCUACCAGUGAUUGUAAUAAAAUGUAAUAUUCUUUUGCAACUGAGUGACAUGGUUGGAUGUUUUUGCUAUCACUGGAGUAGAAAACUUUGCAUCCUGAACCAAAAUGAUAAUGACUUUGCUGGUCAACAAAAUGUUUGUAUUCAAGUUUGCAAAGGAUAGCAACAUCCAAAUGAUAGUUAUCAAAAGUUUGUGUUCAAAAGUAUGUAUCUCAGUGUAUUUUCCUAAUGAAAGAGUUAUAGAUUGAUAUUGUUAAAGUAUGUCAUACAUCA